AUGGAUGAAAUCACGUAUAUCUGCAAACGAACAGUGGUGAGCACCAAGCCAGUUGAAGCGGGAAAGUACUUUCCCUUGUCAGUUUUGGAUCGUCACAUGGAGAACAACCAUAUCAGAAUGGUGUACUACUAUCCCACUGCCCCACCACCAGAAACAGAUUAUAAGGUCGGAGAGAUCACAAAGAACUUGAGAAACUCUCUGGCCCAAACCCUUACCUUCUUCCCCAUAAUGACCGGACGCUUGAUCAGAGACGACAAAGGCCACUGGAAGGUCAAGUGCAACGACGCCGGCGUUAGAAUGGUGGAGGCAAAAGCCAAAGGCAGUGUUCGUCACUGGUUGAAACAUGUCAACAGAGAAAAGGAACUCCAACUCGUCCACUGGGAACACAUGUUCCACAAACCUUACUUUUGGUCCACUUUUUAUGUUCAGAUAACUGAGUUUGAAGAAGGCGGGAUAGCAAUAGGGCUAAGUUUCAGUCAUCUCCUGGCAGAUACAACUUGCGGGACGAGGUUCAUGAACGCUUGGGCUGAUAUUUCUUCCCUCAACAAAAUGAGUGCUCCUCCUUUGUUUUACCCACUUCCUCCACGCAGACCUGGGAACAAAACCCCUAACCGCCAACCAUACUUGGACUUGAUCAACCACUACAGGUCCUCUGUUCAGAAACCCAUUAUUGCUGUCACAGAACCAAAAUAUACUACCAUCAGUUUUGGGUUCUCAGAUGAAAUGGUUCGAACCUGCAUGGGCAUGGCUCAAGCUCCCGGUGGACCCAUUCCCUCACCUUUUGAAGCCCUGGCUGGGCUUUUCUGGGUUUGUCUGAGCAAGAUUAAAGGGAUGACUAAUAAUGGGUUUGCGGAUAUGUCUAUAUGCUUGGAUGCGAGGAAGGCCCUGGGCUUAGACCAUGGCUUCUUCGGGAACUGCACGGUUUAUAAUAAGGUUCAUGCAGGGGAUUUAGGUAAUGAUAAUAAUAGGUUGGCACAAGCAGCGAGUGCCAUAAGAGAAGCAGUGUCAAAGAUGAACAGUGAGGGAAUAAUGGAUUUGAUCGAGUGGUUUGAAGAUAGUGAGUUGAAUUGUCCGACGAUGAUGAAUGGUCAUGAUGUGAUUUGUGGCAAUAUAGAGGAAGUGAAUCCUUACAUGACAAGGUUUGAAGAUGGGUUGGAACCAAUUCGUGUGAGUUAUUACGUAGAGCCAGUUUUGGGAGAAGGACAGGUGUUGAUUAUGCCAGCACCAACUGAGGAGGGUCCGUCAGGCCGCGUCGCAACGGUGACCCUCCGAGAAGACCAAGCAAGCAAGCUUUGUGAACAUGAUCUUAUUUCACACUUAUGUCCAACAACUUCCAUGAAAAUCCGAUGA
Neltuma alba is the source of this 1350-nucleotide messenger RNA. Its product is annotated as shikimate O-hydroxycinnamoyltransferase. Lineage: Eukaryota; Viridiplantae; Streptophyta; Magnoliopsida; Fabales; Fabaceae. Gene Ontology annotation, molecular function: acyltransferase activity, transferring groups other than amino-acyl groups. The transcript is spliced from 2 exons. The record is from RefSeq and is a predicted model, not a curated record. The coding region runs from base 1 to 1350 and encodes 449 amino acids.